Messenger RNA from Mucor mucedo, 788 nucleotides. RefSeq names its product PPPDE putative peptidase domain-containing protein. Lineage: Eukaryota; Fungi; Mucoromycota; Mucoromycetes; Mucorales; Mucoraceae. Bases 41 to 766 code for a protein of 241 amino acids. The record is from RefSeq and is a predicted model, not a curated record. Gene Ontology annotation, biological process: protein deubiquitination. The transcript is spliced from 5 exons. Gene Ontology annotation, molecular function: deubiquitinase activity.
UUUCAUUUUCAUAUAGACAAAUAUAGAUUACUUUUAGACCAUGCUUGAAUACUUAACAAGUGCUUUUAAAACCUCAGAAGAACCCCAAGAGACUUCGACAACAAAACAUCAUGUCUAUGUCAAUGUAUACGACAUGAUUCAACCCAAUUACGUUACCCAAUUUGGAUAUUAUGCACUCGGUUUCGGUGUCUUUCAUUCAGGUGUAGAAAUAUGCGGCAAAGAGUAUUGUUUUGGUGGUCAUGAGGUACCUAAUGUUACUGGUGUCUUUGUUGUCGAACCACGGGUUGGAAUACCAGAGCUUUCUUUAAAACAGACAAUAGAUAUGGGAACAACAGAAUUGACAGAAAAAGAAGUAGAAGAACUCUUGUUGACACUAUCCGAUGAAUUUACAGGAACAUCAUACAAUUUAUUGUCGCGGAAUUGCAACCAUUUUACAGAAGAGUUUGUGAAACGAUUAAAUAACAAGACAAUACCGUACUGGAUCAAUCGAGCUGCUAAACUGGGAAACAUGUUUCCUUGUGUGGUACCUUGGGAAUGGAUUCAACCUCCUGAGUUGGCACAAGAAGCAGAAGAGGAAGAGGAAGAGGAUGAAGAGGAUGAUAGUGUUACAUCAUCAGGUAGAUCCUCCACGGUAUCAUUAUUAUGCAAUAAAAAUACAAGAUCCAUGUCGUACAACAGUACCGCAGAAGGUCAAGAUAGACUAGUCAAUUAUCCCAUCACAAAAUUUCAAGGCAUCAUUUCACCUCAAGAAGAAGAGGGACAAUAAUAAAACUUUUUUUUUAUUAGUU